CCCAGAUCGCCAAAGAACCCCCUCAAAACACGGGCCUCGUCGGUGGCUCCGCAGAAACGAGCGGCGCGCCGAGCCGAGAAGGGGGAGAGGGGAUCUCCUCCGGCGGGCUUGCCUUAAGUGGGGCGCGCUUUCGAAGUCGGCCGCAUCCACAGCAACGGAUUGACUCCGGCACGCACGUUCUAUAGUGGCUUCAACGACACUGUGCUAACUCGAAGCCAUGGCAGGAAUAGACUCCCGCGAAGGACAGAGCUUAUUCAUCAACUACCUCAUCCUGAUCGUGCUCCUGCUCAUCUUAUGGGUCCUGUACGUCGGAGGCGACGCACGCGGCCACGGCCGACACUGGACCCGUCCCUCUCCCACCCUCUAGGAAUCCCGUACACCCAUUUGCCCCACGAGAACUUGGACCCGCGUAGCGGUAUACACGAGGAGGCAGUUUUUUUCGCUGGUAGUACAGCCUUUCCGUGUAGCACGGAGCCAAAAAGUGCUCCGACCAAGAAUGUAAAUGCACCACUUGGACUGGCAACCAGUCGCCAUCCGCUGCAAAACCCGACGGCUGCCGAGAUGCUGCACUUCCAACAAGCAACCACGGAGGGGGCCCUCCUGACAAGGGAGCACCGAAAGUCGCACGCUCGCAAAUUCCACUACGAGGGGGCCACACGUGUUGGCCUCGUAUAGUACCAACAACGUUAUCCACAGCAUACAGAGUGAACUAGAAAGAAACAAAGGAAUUGGCACAAGCCCAGAUAAGCCCACAUGUGAACAGUCACCGUGGAAGCAAGCAGCCUGAAUAUCAUGUAUAUAUAAUGAAACCCGCUCCUUGCACCUUAGAAGACUGUCCUGUAGAUAGAACUCAAAGCUACCAUCAAUCAUUCGAUGCAUGCUUCUGCAAUAAUCAUUUAGAGGCCUCUUUGAGGCCCCUUUGUGCUUAGGCGUCAUCAGUGUAUGUGUUGCGUCACAUCUGUCAUGUUGAACAUUGUGUCGAAGCUACUUCGCCAUCCUGCUAUGGUUGUAGAGAUUAAAGGUGAAAUCAAUAGAAAAGUCGAAAUAAAAUUUGUUCUUAAUGAUUAUUGAAUGGUCAAUAAACAGUGCUUGACUCAUUCUUCCCCUC
Molecule: messenger RNA, 1108 nt
Organism: Rhipicephalus microplus (southern cattle tick)
Lineage: Eukaryota; Metazoa; Arthropoda; Arachnida; Ixodida; Ixodidae
Source: RefSeq, a predicted model, not a curated record